Molecule: messenger RNA, 13332 nt
Organism: Symbiodinium sp. CCMP2592
Lineage: Eukaryota; Dinophyceae; Suessiales; Symbiodiniaceae
Source: the annotation of a GenBank genome assembly
AUGACAGCAUCCUCCAUUGGAGACUUUGCGUUCGCUUGUGCCGCAUCAUUCGAUAUGGCAUGUCCGUCAGUCAAGCGGAAGACAGUAUCAUUUGGGAAUACUGAGACCCGCGUGAUAGAGUCUUCUUUCCCGGAGCCAAACUUCGGCCCCGUCAAUCGCGAGAGGAAUUUGAACUAUUCGUGGCCGGAAGAUAUCCGUGGUCUGAAUAGUGCUCGCGAGAGGCGAAGUGCCCAUAUGAAGGCUGUGCUUUGGAGAGAGCAGGUUUUGCUCGAUGACGUUGAUGCCAAGACGUUGGGAAAUGAUGCUUGUGUUCUUGAGCUCACGCUUUCUCAGCGGAGCGCUUGCGAAGUCUUUGCUGCUGCUGUCAAGUCUAUUAAGAGGGUACGGAGACUCAUGCUCGACUCCGGUUGCGGUAUAGACCUAAUUGGUCUCGGCGACUUAUCCCGUGAGGAAAAGGAUCUGAUUGUUCAAAAUGCUAAGAAUAGCCUUCGGACCGCCAAUGGGAAAACCAACACGAAGGGCGUUGCCCACAUGCGCAUUGACGGUCUCGAUGAGCUGAUUGAAGCUUAUGUGCUUGAAAGCACACCAAGUCUCCUUUCCCUUGGGAAACGAUGCAAGGAACUUGGUUACCGAUUUAUUUGGGAACCUUUCUGCGAUCCGAUCUUCUUUGAUCCCAGAGGGAAGCGACUCAAGGUCGAUGUUAUCAACAACAUCCCAUACCUCGCUCCGAGCGAGACCGAAGUAGUAGCGGGUCGACCCGAUCUCCCUCGCGUAUAUCCGGCGCUCCCAGCACCGAUCAUCAUUCACGAGAAGAUCGUAGCUGCUGGUGAGGAGCCUGGAGGCGAGCUAGACGAUAUUGGAGAGCUCGAUAUUGACAUGCCCGGUGCCAAGAGCGCCCAGAAGGAUGCACCUGAUGAUGCCAAGAAGGUGCCUAACAAAUCUAAGCAUCAGUCGCCGCCCGAUGAACCGAGAGCACGCGACCUGAGAGAGGAGGCAAAGUCCAUCCGUCACCUCAUGACCCAUUUACCUAAGAAUCCCUAUUGCGACGCAUGCCAACGUGCUAAGAUGGAAAAUGUUAAGUCAUUUCGCCAAGACUCACCACGCGAUAAAGGGUUUGAGAAGUUUGGCGAGCAUGUCACCAUCGACACUAUGGUGUUGCACGGGCUUGGCAAUCGCGGGAAUAAUGGGGAGACAGAUGCUGUUGUCUUCUAUGAUCUAGCAACCGAGUGGUUGGAGAGUGUUCCCGUGAAGGGAAGAACAAAUGCCGAUACGCUUCGCGCGUUCCAGCAGGUCUUCGGCGACCUUCAGGAUGUGAACUCAUUCUCCAUGGAUGUGGAGAGAAGAUACGCACCCUCUGCGAUUCGGGAAAUUUACUGCGAUAAAGCCCGUGAGUUCAUAUCGACCUGCAAGAAAGUUGGCAUCUCUGUAAAGCAUUCCACUCCUGGCAUGCCUCGAACUAAUGCCAUUGCCGAGAGCAAGGUGAAGCUUGUCCUUCAUGGCGCACGCGUGGCGCUUCGGCAAGCAGGUUUGAGCGCCAAAUUCUGGCCUUAUGCGUGUAAGCACUUCUGUCAUGCUCGCAACAUCGAGCUGCGCGAGGGCCAGAGUGCAUGCACAUUGCGGUUUAAUGGUACCGAAUUUGACGGUCAGGUUCUUCCAUUUGGAUGUCUUGUUGACUUCUAUCCCACGCCGGCACGAAAACAGACUCGGCGAAGUCAGAGAGAUGAAGUCGUACUUGGCGAUGGUGAGGAGUAUGCACUGCCUGCGCCUGGAGAUGAUGGAUUGAUCGACGUCGAAGUCGGAUUCGACGAUGACGGUUAUCUCGAAUGGAUUGAUGAUGGAGGUGACGAUCGAUCUGGAUCCCUCCAGGGCACCGAUGUUGAUCAUCGCUUGUCAUCCUACCAACGCCCCAGCAAGUUCUCUCCCACAAGCAAGCCCGGUAUAUUUCUGGGUUAUCACUUCGAGAAUGGGGGCAGGUGGGACGGUGACUACAUCGUCGCUGACCUUGAGGACUUCAAACGCGACGCAUUGCGAGCAAGCGUCCAUCAGGUGAAGAAGAUAUACUGUUCUCCCAAGGAGCGAUGGACGUUUCCGAUGCUGGCCGUGUACGAUAAACAAACUCGAUCAGUAUGCAUCAACGAUCCCGCGAUGCAGUCUACCGUGCCAAAGCCGAGUGAGCGUCUUGACGCCUCCGACAUGCUCGAUCUCGAAGAUAUCGAUGAAAUCUUCGCCCUUGACGAGUCGACUCGAAUGACCGAUGAAGAUAUUCGACAGGCUCGCGAGGCUGAGUUACGAGCAGAGACCUCUCAUGGAGGGGGCGUCGACUACUGGGAAUAUGAUCCAUCCGCGCAUAAGUGGACGUAUCACGUUGUUGUUCCAAGAAAGGCGAUGGUUCAUCCCAGUAAGACUCCAGGUUCCAUAGGGGAGUCGCCUGAUCCGUGGAAGCUGAGCACGGUCCUGGAGGGCGAGGGGGGUUUACGCUAUCGUCAAAAUGUGCCUCGUUCCGAGCGAGCAUACAAGGGGUCUCGAAAACCGAACUCUAUCGACUCUGAACCCUGGCGAAGCAUGAAUCGAGCCGAGCGGGAAGGAUAUGUUGAGGCUGAGCGCCGAGAAGCUGAGUCUCAUGCUAUGUCGCGCGAGGACUCUCGCGAUGCCGCUCCUGAUAUCGCUUACGAUUCGGAUUAUGAGUCUGGUGCCGAACGGCAUGACAAGGACUACUGGUAUCACGAUGUCGCGGCUGGCACGAUCACCAGAUUUCAUGUGAUCGAGCGCCGAGCGCGCUUUAAUCCGACCUCCGUCAAGGAUUGCCCUGUUGAUCCUGCGACGUUGACCGAUGUCAGGAUGACCAUGGCCAUGACCGACGGCACGGAGUUUACAUUGCAAGACUCCUGGAGAUCAUCCGAUGUUCGAUCUCUGCCGUGUCGGUGGACUGGCAAGACCGUUUUCGUCAUUGGUUCCUCUGCCAAAACGCAGAUUAAAGUUCGAACUAGUCUGCCGAAUAAAGAUGGCACAGAGCGCCGCGUGCAAACCGCAAAUGGAUAUUAUGGUCAUGCACUGCGUGCAAUAGGGCGUAUUGUCGUCCCUGCCAAGUCUCGCGCCUGUGUUGUUACGGAUCUUGAGUUUGAACCCCCGGGCGGUAUGUCAGCCCGUCUCCAGCCGCUUCGCGGCAGUGGCCUCGAUGUUUGUCCGGCCAUGUACACGUACAAUGAGGGGGCCACUCAAUCCGGUGUUGACGUCCUUAAUCCUACCGAUUCCGAUAUUACAAUCGAGCCUGGACAGGACGUUGCAGUGGUUCAAUUUUACACUUCGGUAUUGGCAGCGGUUGAACUCGACUUCACAGCAGAGGAUGUCAAUGGUGAUGUGUCUAUGCCGGUCGAAUCAUCCGACGAUGGUAUUGCUGCUGGUGCAGCCAAUUUGGCCAAGGGCUGGGAGCUCAUGGCUUCCAAGAUCAAAUUGGAGCCGCCUUCGAGCAUCAAACGUUAUCUGGGAUGUGAACAUGUUACCUUCUCCCACGUUGUUCCUAGCACUUUUGAUCCGCGUUCUUACUGGACGCGAUUCGAGGAGCCUAAGAAGGCGUUUCCCGAGCUAACUUUUGGCGAUCGAGACACCAGUGUCGCGCAGGGCUCUGUUGGUCCUCGCGAAAUUCGAAUGAUCAAGUACGAUAUGCGAUCAUUCAUGGAGCAGUGUGUCUCUCGCUAUGUUGAGCUCUGUGGUCCUAAGUAUAAGGCCUCCUUACGGUCGGCUGACACGCCGUUCCUCGAUGAGUCGCGACCGGAGUUCGAUACCAAUCCGGAUCGCCCCGCCGUGAACCGCCUGCUGGGCCAUCCCGCUGACACGCCUGUGCCUCCUGGUAAGGGCGUUCUCGGCGACUGUGCAGCCGCCGUUCUGAUGAAAAUCCUGUAUGGUGCUCGCAUGGGGCGGUACGAUCUCAUUCGUCCUGUGCAGGCACUUGCCAGUCUCAUCACUAAAUGGGAUGGCUUGUGUGACAAGAAACUUCAUCGAUUGGUGUGUUAUAUCAAUUCUACCCUCGAUCUCAAUAUGUAUGGGUGGAUUGGUGACGCACCCGAGAUGCUGGAGCUUGUGCUCUACUGCGAUGCCGAUCUUGCGGGUGACCGUACUGAUUCCAAGAGCACCUCUGGUGUCUUUAUGUGUCUUCUUGGGCCGCGUAGCUUUAUGCCUCUUAAUGCUUUGUCCAAGAAACAGACUUCCGUGUCGAAGUCUACCCCCGAGGCCGAAAUUGUCUCUCUUGACCAUGCAGUGUAUAAAUUGGGCCUGCCUGCUCUUUCUAUGUGGGAGUAUAUGUUGGGUCGCCGCUUCCGACUGCGGGUCAUGGAAGACAAUGAGGCUGGUGAUAUUCUGACGAAGGCCUGCACUGAUGCGAAAGUGUGGGGCCGCAACCUCAUGUCUAUUGGCCUCCUGCUCCACCGAUUCCCACGGGGCAGGCUGAGCACCGAUGAAGCCCCAGUUCCGACCCAGACUCCGAGAGACGAGUCUACCGGGGACGGAAGACGUCCCGAGGCUAUUCCGAUAGGACUGAGGAUGAAGGCGAUGAUGCUGAAGAUCGGGGUCCAAGAGAUCCCGCAAGCCUCAGUCUGGCAACGCCUCGACCAGCUGGCAUGCAACCACGGUUUCGAUCAGAGGCUGCAUCAGCUGAUUGACUCCUUCCUCCUCACUAACCAUCCACUCGCGGAUAAGCAGAGGAAGCAGUACCCUCGGGAGUUUAUGGACUUCGUCGACCGAUAUAGGGUGAUGUGCGCUCUUGCGUUUUCCCGAGUGGCGACACUGUCAGGUGAUGCCGCAGGGGUCCGCGAGAAAAUGGACCUCACGAUGGCCCUGGCUCGCCACUGUAUGCACUUCCAAGCGCAGAGCUUUAAGGGAUAUCCCGUCGCCUCUGGCGAGCUGGAACCGAAAUCUCAUGGGGUACAGCAGUUCGUCUGCGGAGCAGCGAUGGCUGAGGCUGUGAAGUUCUUCAAGGGUUUUCUGCAGCUCCGGCCGACGCUGUCAUUUCUCCUUGGAUCGUUUCUGGCGAUCAAGGAACAUGGCUACCAUCUUCCUGCCGUGGAUGCGAACGGAAUCGGGGAAGUGGCCGCCUUCCGCAACGAAGACGACGAUGGAAAUACCCCGUUGAUGAGCGGGUGGGUCUCUUUCCUGAAGGCAUUGGCCGAUACUUACCCUGGGCGAUGCGUCAGCAUCGAUGAUACGCUCAACUGGGGAGCCAGCACCCCUAUGGCCUACGAGGACGGUGCUUCGCAGAUCACUAUCCACCCGACUGACGGCUUGUUCGGAGAGGAUUACGUGACGGACGAUCAUGGAAGUCACGAACCCUGCGUCUGGGUGACUGGAAACGCCCCCGAGGCUGCCGGCAGCUAUGCGUCUGGCACGUACCUCGGUGGGGGAUACUGGUUCCAAGUGAUGAUCUGCGUAUCCCGGACUAUGGUGAACAGCCACAGCCGAACGACAAAGAAGCUGGGGGGAUCCCAGAAGCAGCUCCGCGUCGGGACUAGGUUUCUUGAGUUGUGCGGGAUCGCAUUCAGGCCAUUCCGACUUAUGGACGACCGCGAGAAAGGGGUUUCGACCUCCCCGAGCUACGUCAUCCACGGACACCGAUUCCUCAGUGCCGACGGAACGAAAGCCGUGGCCUGGCACCCGUGGAUGGAGGCGAGCCCGAUCGUUCCUCGCAUCCUGAAGCUGCUGGGAGACGUUGUCGCUCACGAUAAUGUCGAGUUUGCAGACCUCACGAUUCAAGGAGGCAGCACUACCCAACAGAUUGCUUCUACCGAGACAGAGCAACCUGGGGCAGCCGCGGCUGAUGAUCAGGCCACGGCGGGUAGUGGUGAAGCGACGGAGCGAAUCACCGUCGACCCGUCAGUGCUUCGACGCAAUCACUGGAUGCCUGACAGUUACGGAACGAGCGAGAACGCUACCGUCGGUGGAAGGUAUGCCUUACUGUCCGAGCUUCAGUCUUCUAGCUACCGAAUUGAGCUUGCGCCAUUCUUCCAGCUGCGUGCACCCAUCCUGGGAGAGGAAGGGAGCCAGGGUCUGCCCAAGCCUUCAAGGCUCGAGACGAUUGCCGGAGGACCAUCCAAGGAAUGGGAGGCAUGGUGCAAGCACUACCGAAAGGCAUACAUUGUCAUGCUUGGCAACUUCGGCUACAUGCCCGCCAAGAGCAUCAAGGGUAUCCAGUACGAUGAAGAUGGUACAACGGACAUCAUUAGCGCGCCUGUCUGGAGUCCGGCCGACGCCCUUGUGGCAAUCUCGAUCCACGGGAUCAGAGCGGUCACGGCCAUGGCUUCCACGAUUGCAUUUGGGGGUGCUCCGCCAACGAUUAAGCCGGCGGUACCCAGUAAGCCGCAGAGGUUCGUCAUCAUGCACGACGGUCUGCUGACCUUCAGGGCCGCCAAAUCUUGGCACGAUGGUGAGAUGAACGCCCAUCUGAAAAGCGCGCUGACGAGUUUCGGAUUCCCGGAAUCUGAGGUGCGCGUGCAGGCGUUCGAUGAGGGCUAUAAGCUCAAGGAUAUGAUCGAUACGCUUGCGCUGAUGCAGAGCGACACCUCUAUCCCGCCGUCGAAUGUGCACAUCCUCAUCCUUUGGAGAGGAGAGGAUUUGUGGAAGCUGGACCAGGGCUGGAGUAAGCUUACCGGUGACAUCGAUCUGGCACGAUCACAAUACGCCAAGUCGACUGCACGGGAUGCUCUCGAGGAGUACAACACGAUCUACGGAUCAGUGUCCUUCUGCGGACCAGUGUCUCCGAGCAUGGGAUACCUUCCGACUCUGCCAGGCCAUCUCUUCGAGAAAUACAGAGAGGAGAUGAGGAUGAUCUGGGACACGAUCAGAAGGUCCAACUUCCUCACCCUGUCAUUUGACGCUAUCCUGGAGGGACUGCCGUUCCUGAGGGGAUAUCACAUCAUGCACGAGUCCAAGACGAUUGGGGUCUUGUGUACUCGUAUCUGCUCGAUGUUCACGCUUGCGGCUCUCGCGCGAUUUCCAUCUUAUGGGACCCGCCGAGAGUAUCAGACCGCUGCCGAUAAGAUGUGGGAGCGCACCCCAGUCCCAGAAGAAAGGCCGAAGGGCGCGGUGAAGGCCAUUGUGCACUCCACGGUGCAGGACCUAAUCGAAGGAGCAGAUCGCGGUCCCGAUCAUGGACCCACAAAGACUGUUGAUAUGAGUCAGCUCGGCUUCGAUGAAGACGAUGAUGAAGAUAUGGCCGGUGACACAGCUCCAGCUGCGACCAAGCAUCCGGUUAAACAAGAGCCGGGGACGUUGGCGGAUCUUCCGGGUGUUCGUCAUCCAGAUCCGAUCGUAUUGCCCGCUACUCCUGUGCCCGGCCAGGCAAUGCCUGUGUCGCCCGGCCUUGCCCCGGCUGCUACGAACAAUGAGGAAUCUAGCAGCAGUUCCGAUGAUGACGAACAGCAAGGGGAUGGCGAUACGGCAAUGCCAGAGGCCAAGAAGGAGGAAUCCGAUGAGGAGUUCAAUGAGCUUCUCGAAGAAAUGACUGAUGCAUUCGAGCAAAUGCCUACUCCUCGUGAUGCGGAGCGAACUGUCGCUGCCAAUCGGGACGCCGCUCGACCGCCUGCCGUGCCGACGAUUCCCCUAUCCGCAAUGAAGAAGCCGAAUCCGAUCGGUGGCGAGGGAGCCGCAGGGCCCACCACCGAGAACCGCCAGAGUUAUGCUCAUUACGAAAGCCAAGUCAGUGAGGCUGAGGCUCGCCGUGAGCAGGCUGCGAAGAUGAAGGCACAUAUCGCUGAAGUGGCGAAGGGUGCCACAGGCGUUGAAAACGCCGAACACCUUCGAUCCAUUGCCGAUGGGCUCGCCAGGAUCAUGGACCCGAACAUUAGCGAUGACAAUGUGUUCCAGGGUGCCAUGUACCCUCCGGGUGACUAUGCGCUCGACGCUGUCACGAACCGGUUGGCCCAAGGCAGGCGUCGAGUCGAAUCGAACAGCAAUCUCAUCAGGGAGAUGGCCAGCGACCGAUUUACGCCUGUGCUUAUCAACCGAGAUACUGGUGAGACUGUGUCAGCAAUCGAUGCACGAUGGACCCCAGAAUAUGGAAACAGGGGGGAGCUUGAGGCCAAGGUUGGUGCGAUCAUUUCCAACCUUGAUGCCGGGGUUGCAAGCAUGUCAACCCUCCCUGUGUUCCAUCCGCACAUUCCCUCAACGUAUGGUAUGGCUCGAUCGCUUCUCAAUACCUACCAGUCGUUGCAGAUUGCCAUUCGACACCGUGGCAUGGGUGCGAUGUCCUUCGAACAGAUGGUGUUCAAACCUGAGGACCUUGAGGUUCCGACGCCCGAUGAUUGGCCGGACCUCAUUGCGCCUACCCCAGGAAAAGUCAUUCAGUCCAUGCGGGUAGCCCUGGUAAACAAUACCGCAGCGAGGUUGACGAGAGAAGACCUCAAGCUGCCGCCGGGCUUCGCUAUGCAGCGACGGGUGACCGAAUUCCGUAAGCCGGAUGAGGAUCCGGUACAGAGCCUGAUGGGACUCACCGAUGAUCUGAGCUACGGCACCACCAGCCGAACUGGGGACGAUAGGUUGUCCCAGUUCCAGCGCAGUGUCGCGGUACAGCUGCGGAACACUGCAGGGUUCAUUGCGAGCGAGUUCCAGAAGCAUGCCCGAUCGAUAGCUGCUUCCUCCUCGCGUCGCAGUGAUGCCUCUGGCGCCAUGAGUAGCCUGGGUGAAGGUGCGGCAGACAACGAUCUUCCGUCCACCGAGCCGGCUAGUGUCGCUUCUGAGCGUGCGACGACGCCUCCUCCGCCGAACGUGGCUCCUCCUCCUCCGCCAACAGCGGAAGCACCUCCAAGGGCGUCCGAAGAGAGUGCAAAGGAGGAUGACGAUGAUAGCAAUAUGGAGGAUGACACGGCCGAUCAGAAGCCUGAGCAGAAACAUGAGGAGGAUGCCGAAAUGGGUAGCGGACAGGAGCUGCAAGACGAGGGAGCCGUGCUCUCCGGUGCUCGUGGGCCGGAUAUCGAUAUUGAUCCAGCCAGUACUGCCGCUGAUCAGGCAGCGAGCGAUCCGAGAAACUGCCGAAUCGAGGGCCCUGGUAUCAAGGCGACAACGAUUCAUCGCCCCGACCAGAUGCCAGAGAGAGGCCUCGACUCCAUAGCACCGGUCGUACAGUAUGAGAUGUCGUCCGUUCCGAUAGCGCUACCGGAUUUCGUCGUUCCGGGACUCGACAUGGGCAUCGAUGACUCUGUCCAUGGUCGACUGGUCUCAGCGACCUGCCUCCCACCGACCGACGAACAGCGCAAGUUUUCGAGGCGACGAUUCGCCAUGCUCUCCUCGAAUCAGACAGUGUACUUGAACGUGGCACUUCACAAGAAACCUGUCAAAGGGGAUCACGAUUCUUUCCUCCGACCGGAGUCUUACGAGGAUUGCCGCAACAUUCAUGACGCUGUCCGGGCCUACAAUGCCAGAGAGGCCAAAUACCGAUCUGUCGGCGGAACAUCUGUGCCACGCAGUCGAUUGCUUAUCGACGACGCACAAAACAUUCCCGCUGCCACGAUUCCGGACGCAGGAAUGAUCAAUUUGGUGCGGAAGCUGAUGUUCCGAGUGCUGACACAAACGAAGGAGUAUCCUUCCCCUACUGCCGGUGGACCGCAGAAUCGCCCUCAGGAUCGUGAGAGGGGCAUUCCCUUGUAUUCACACUUCGAUCAGAGUGGCAUCAUCGCUUUCGAUGUCAUCCCGAUGUACAUGGAGCGUGAGAGGGAAUACAUGAAGGCCAACGCCGGAGAAGCCAGUGGCCGGAUUCUUCUCCAGACAAAUGUCCUGGAUGAGAACGAUGAACCAUCCGAGCUUACUCUUCAAUGCAUCAUGGAGAUUGCCCGGACGGACAACAAUCGAAUGUUUGAGUUCUUCUACUCUACGAUCAACGAUGAUGGAAGACCUCAGUUUGUUGGCAUCCGAGCAACUUACGGUGUCGGCCCCGAUAAUUUUAACCGAUUCCGACUGCUGACCAAGUGCCAACACGGGCCGUUCGUUCAGCUCGCUCAAGACCAUUAUGUUAGUGGCGAGAGGAAGAGGAAUGUGGCCCGACAUCAUCCCCAAUACGGAUGGGGUUGCGCAACGAUUCGCGAAUUCUUCGGGUACAUGAGCGAUUGCAAAGUCAACCCUCCAAAGGGACAGCUGUUCCUCACCCUGCUCCCGUAUGCUCCCGGAUCUGGGAACAACAACGAGUGGGAAGAGGUGUACAUGAACGUCCGAAUGAACCCGAAGCGUGAGACGCUCUCGAAUACCGCGUCGACACAAUCAAUGCUCCCUGAAGGAUUGGGAUCCAACCGCAUGAUCGUGUUCGCCAUUGAUUUGCACAUGGUCGCGGCGGGUAUCAAUCCGAUUAACUUCCAUCCGAGAGGAUACUACGCGAUCAAAGACAGUAUCCCUCUCGCCUGUAUGCCGAUAGCAUACUUCAUGGACUCGGGAUCCCUAGUGUUCAACACGGCCUUCAAAUACAUCGGAGGUACGAAGUUUGGCACUGGCCCCGAGCGAGGAAAGCACCAGCGGGAGACGUGGCCGCUCGCUAGCUUCGACUGCCCCAUGUGCGGAGCUUCAUUCCCGGUUGGUCUCCACAUGUGCCACUCUUGCACUAAGCCGAUUCACUAUCCUGACGGGAUGUUCUAUGCCGAUCCUGUGAAUCCCUUCCAGGUUGAAUACUACGGAAGUCAUGCUGAGUGGCUCAACGAGCUUAUCGAACGAAACAAGCUGACCGAGUUCCAGCUUCACGAAUAUCCUGCGAUAAAACAGCUGAGAAACUUCCCGGUGUCUAGGUCUCUCGCCGAGGACCAUAGGCAGACCGCAUUCUUCGGGGUGCCGCCGAUCAAGUGCACCGCAGUUGACACAUCGCCGACUGAAGUGGAACUGUUCAAGAGGAGCGUGCGCGGAACGAUUCAAGGCGCCAUUCGCUUGGACAUCUCUAUCGAAAGGCUUGUUGCCGGGAUCACUGGCAAGGAGGCUCGAUGUGGCGUGGAAGAUUUCUUCAAUUCGCAGUCGAUCGAUUGUGCAACCACGAUUGUCAAGCACUUCGGGGCGGUAUUCGCCACGUAUAUGGCCGAGAAAAUCCGUCUUGCGCACCUGCCUCUGCAGAACGCCAAUCUGGAGAUGAGACGGCGAAGUCGACUCUCCACCGAAUUUGAUACGUUGGAUGAGUUCCGUGCCACUAUCACGGACACGCAAAAGAAUCAGCGAUACAUGCGUGUCGAUAGUGAGAGCCUUUCCGCGCUCCUGGCCAAGGUUACACUGACAACAUGCUACGGCAUCCCGAUAAAAGGUGAGCCUGGCUACAUCUCCGGCGAUGAAGAAGAGGAGAUUGAGGGAGCCGCUGCGGCAACUAAGAAGCCCAAAGGGAAAGGCAAAGGGGACGAUGACCCCAACGUUCAAGCUAUCAAUUGGCGUGAGUUGGACCCCUUGGGACGGAAGCUCAUUCCGCACCAUGCUGAUCCCCGAUUCGCGAUUCUCGAGGAGGGGAAUACCGCACUCCUUGACGAUCCUGAUACGCCCGAUGAAACGCGUAAGGAGUUCAAGGAAUUUGUUCGCGAUCACGCUCACAAGAUAAAGGAAUGUUUCGAUGAGGAUCGCGAAACCGAGAAGACAUUCUUCACUCUUGUUGAAGGAGUGAAGGGUCAGCUCCCUGAUGCUAAGAGCACUGACCCGAUUCUGAUGAAAAGGGACGAUGAUGUCUUCGAGGCUAUGCCCGAUGAACUGGAAGAGCCUGACGAGCUAUUCGAUGUUGCAGCUCGCCAAGCACAACGACGCAGUGAAACGCCUCAGCGCAGAGUGCAGGUCACCGCGCAAAGGCAAACAUCGAUUCCCGAAGCUCAUACCAUUCCCGUUCCUCCAGAAGAAGAGGAUGAGGAUGAUAGUGAGCUGGAACGGGUGAACCGACCCGAUCCGAAGCCAAAGCGCCGCGGACGGGAGCAUCUCGGAGGCAUCGCUCCUGAGACGAAUCCGCCCCCGCCUCGCGAAAUGCCGCCGCCGUCGAAUCUACCGACUCGAAAGACACAGCGGCUAUCGGGCUACAGCGCUGCUCACCCUGAUGGAGAGACACUGAGGGUGUCAGGGAGGGCACCAUAUUCCGAUCAGAUGAGGCUGCCCUCGGUACUGCGAAUGAGGACUCGGCUCCAGGAACCAGAUCUGGACAAUCCGACGAUUGAGGAAGUCAUUCGCAUGUAUCAUUUACCGAACACGCUUCCUAUCCUUAGGAAGAAGGCCGCCAGCGUCAUUAUUGCGAUGAAUGCGAAUCCCGAUGAUGAUGUCAACAUGAAGGCGGCUGGAGUGGCUGCUCCCAAUGCCGCGAAUGCAGGGACAAGGGGAGAUGCUUCGCCCGAGAGUACGUCCGCUACCACACAAGAGCGGAUUAACCCAAAGUUCCCUGCGCCAAGCAAUCGCACUGCAUCGAAUCCACCAUCGAAGUUGCCCCGCGAUGACAAAUGGGCUCCUUCGAUCGUGCGACCGGCACCGGGUCGAGUGAUUCCGAAUGCAGAGGCGCGGGGACGCACACAACAGCGCGUUGCUGAAGCAACAGACGCCGCGCCGCCCCCUCCUUCCGAUACUGCUUCGUCAGAGCCACGAUCUCGUACGAUGGGUCCGGCCAAAGAGACAACGGCCAAGGGCAAGUCCCGAACAGGAUCCAACGUGGCAGGCCUCAUCGAUGAAGCUGAUGAAAUGAGGUCGUUCACUUGCUGCAUUUGCUUGGCCUUCGACGACAAAGCCCUGCUCCAGAGAGACAGAGAAGUUAGCGAUCCGGAGCUGAUUGCCUGCAAGAAAUCCACAGUGGGCGAUGUGCGACUAAUGUUGCGUUUUCGAGCCCGAGAAGGGGACAAGGGUCAGAUCCCUGAACGGUCCAUCCAGGCUCAUGUUAUCCCGCGUCUCUUCAAUCCCGAGCUGGGCCAGUGGCUGGAGGACAUGGGCGAUCAGGUGACCGAGUUCAGUGGUGAUGGAGGCACGCUGUCAGGGCUGACCCUCAAGUCCGGGAACAAGCUGGAAUGCAAUCUGGCCGUCGUCGGCAUUGGUGCCGCCCCGAAUGUUGAGUUCUGCGAAGGGCUAAAGCUUGAGCGACGGGGCAUCGUCGUCGACGCCAACAUGCAGACGUCAACGCCCGGCGUGUACGCGGUCGGUGAUAUCGCCACUUUCCCUUCCAAGUACGGGGGCCUGAUGCGGUGCGAGAACGUCGACCAUGCCCGGAAGUCGGCAUCACAGGCUGUGAAAUCUGCCAUGGGGGUAGAAGCCCCUCCCUACACGUAUCUCCCGUACUUCUACACCAGAGUCUUCGAAUACACGGACGCGCCCAUUGUGUUCAACUUCUUCGGAGACCAGCGCCGGUUUGGCACGGCUAGCCUCUUCUCAAAAUGA